Molecule: messenger RNA, 429 nt
Organism: Ilex paraguariensis (yerba mate)
Lineage: Eukaryota; Viridiplantae; Streptophyta; Magnoliopsida; Aquifoliales; Aquifoliaceae
Source: the annotation of a GenBank genome assembly
AUGGAGACUCAGCCAGUGCAACCGUCUACCUUCAAUUCUGGCAAGGAAUCUCAGCCGUUCUUCCACACUAAGGAAUUCACUGUAGAUGAACAGAGCUAUCCCCAAAAGCAAGAAUUGUUCCAAGGAAAAUUCCCUGCGAGUUCAUGCAAAACAUCUUCUUCUCCAACAGCCCUCGGACUACUCCUUAGGUCCUCAAUAUUUAGAGAAUUGGUGGAGAAGAAUUCAAGUGUCUCUGAAGAAGAAAAUCUUGCAGAAGAUGCAAAGGACCAACGACAGAAGGGUAGUGAUGAUGACCAUGCUGGGAUAUUUUAUGAAGGAACUGGGGAUGCCCCAUUUGUGCUUUCGUCUAAUGGUCAUGAUGUUGAGUUGCAAGGAGAUUUCCACUUCAGUUACAAUCGGCAUAGUAAUCCACUCGGAACAACGUUAUAA